Messenger RNA from Marmota monax (woodchuck), 5037 nucleotides. RefSeq names its product erythrocyte membrane protein band 4.1 like 3 (gene Epb41l3). Gene Ontology annotation, molecular function: structural molecule activity; actin binding. Lineage: Eukaryota; Metazoa; Chordata; Mammalia; Rodentia; Sciuridae. The transcript is spliced from 25 exons. Bases 426 to 3887 code for a protein of 1153 amino acids. The record is from RefSeq and is a predicted model, not a curated record. Gene Ontology annotation, biological process: cortical actin cytoskeleton organization. Gene Ontology annotation, cellular component: cytoskeleton; plasma membrane.
CAGGCGCCCGACUCGCGCCGCAGGUGGCAACUUGGAGGGGCCGCGGCCACCGCUGCGGGAGAAGCCAGGAUCUGGCGGCCCCUUCUAGCCUCCGGGAGCCCUUUCCCGCCGCCAAGACCAAGACUGGACCCAGGAGAAUCCGAAGGAAAAAGCCGCUGUGCAGGGACUUGUAAGCAGCGCUACCUCUCUCUGCCCGUGCGCUACUUUUUUUCCCCCUCCAAGGAAGGUUGUGUCUGGGGGCUGGGAAUAGGCUCCGAGAAGAGAGGGAGAGGAAGGCUUCUGAGACCCAGACUCUGAAGCCAUCCUCUGCUAAGCUGGUCUUAUAACAUCCCUUGAGAAGCUGCUCAGCACCUCCAGGCAGAUGGCAUUGAGAGAAAUCCCUGGGGAUCAUCUUUGUGCUCGCGGUUAAGCCCGAACAAUCCACCAUGACGACCGAAUCGGGAUCAGACUCUGAAUCCAAGGCAGACCAGGAGACUGAGCCCCAGGAGGCAGCGGGUGCACAGGGGCAAGCGGGGGCUCAGCCCGGGCCUCCGGAGCCCCCGAGCGGGAGCGGGAGCGGCAGCCUUGAGGAGCCUCCGGCGCUGGAGCAGUUUGAGGCUGCGGCGGCGCACAGCACCCCGGUGCGGAGGGAGGUCACUGACAAGGAACAGGAGUUUGCUGCCGCAGCUGCAAAACAGCUUGAGUAUCAGCAAUUUGAAGAAGAUAAACUUUCUCAGAAGUCAUAUAGCAGUAAACUCUCUCGGUCUCCAUUAAAGAUUGUCAAAAAACCUAAAAGCAUGCAGUGCAAAGUGAUACUUCUAGACGGGUCAGAAUAUUCCUGUGAUGUGGAGAAACGCUCCAGAGGGCAAGUGCUGUUUGACAAAGUGUGUGAACACCUGAACCUGCUAGAAAAGGACUACUUUGGCCUCACGUAUCGAGAUGCUGAAAAUCAGAAGAAUUGGUUGGACCCUGCUAAGGAAAUUAAAAAACAGAUUCGAAGUGGUGCUUGGCAGUUUUCAUUUAAUGUGAAAUUUUACCCACCAGACCCUGCUCAGCUAUCUGAAGAUAUCACCAGGUACUACCUCUGCCUACAGUUGCGCGAUGACAUCGUAUCAGGAAGGCUGCCCUGCUCCUUUGUGACCCUCGCCCUGCUGGGCUCCUACACAGUCCAGUCAGAACUUGGAGACUAUGACCCCGAUGAAUGUGGGAAUGAUUACAUUAGUGAGUUCCGCUUUGCACCAAACCACACUAAAGAACUUGAAGAUAAAGUGAUCGAGCUGCACAAGAGCCACAGAGGAAUGACGCCAGCAGAAGCCGAGAUGCAUUUCUUGGAAAAUGCCAAAAAACUAUCUAUGUAUGGAGUAGAUUUGCAUCAUGCCAAGGAUUCAGAAGGAGUAGAAAUUAUGUUAGGAGUUUGUGCGAGUGGUCUGUUGAUAUAUCGUGACCGGUUGCGAAUAAACAGAUUUGCCUGGCCCAAGGUUCUAAAAAUUUCAUAUAAACGAAACAACUUUUACAUUAAGAUUCGGCCAGGAGAGUUUGAACAAUUUGAAAGCACCAUUGGGUUUAAGCUGCCAAACCAUCGGGCUGCCAAGCGUUUGUGGAAAGUAUGUGUUGAACACCAUACAUUUUUCAGACUGUUGUUACCAGAAGCACCUCCAAAGAAAUUCCUAACCUUGGGUUCCAAGUUCCGGUACAGUGGCAGGACGCAAGCCCAGACAAGAAGAGCCAGUGCAUUGAUAGAUCGCCCCGCGCCUUACUUUGAACGUUCAUCCAGCAAACGUUACACCAUGUCUCGCAGCUUGGAUGGAGCGUCAGUGAAUGAAAACCAUGAAAUAUACAUGAAGGAUUCUAUGUCUGCUGCAGAGGUUGGUACUGGCCAGUACGCCACAACAAAGGGCAUCUCUCAGACCAACUUGAUCACCACUGUGACUCCGGAGAAAAAGGCCGAGGAGGAGCGCGACGAGGAAGACGAGAGACGGAAAAAGGCUGAGGAAGCCACGCCGGUCUCAGCCAUCCGGCACGAGGGAAAGUCACCUGAGCUUGGCACUGACUCAUGUCCCUUGUCACCUCCAUCAGCCCAUUCUGACCCCACAUCCCCCACUGAGCUCCGUAGGAGGUGUAAGGAGAAUGAAUGCAGAGCUCCGGGUUCCUCCCCGCCCAGAGCCGAGCAUUUGCAGGGAGAGCUGGCCCUGGACUCUGACAGCCAAGGGAAAGCUUACGUAGGGGAUCAGGACGUGGCAUUUAGCUACAGACAGCAAACUAGCAAAGGAGCCACUUUGUUUUCCUUCUCCUUACAGCUCCCUGAGUCCUUCCCCUCCCUCCUAGAUGAUGAUGGGUACCUCUCUUUCCCCAACCUGUCUGAAACCAACUUCCUGCCCCAGAGCCUGCAGCAUUAUCUCCCGAUCCGCUCACCCUCCCUCGUGCCCUGUUUCCUCUUCAUCUUUUUCUUUCUGCUCUCCGCCUCCUUCUCAGUGCCAUAUGCCCUCACUCUCUCUUUCCCUCUGGCUCUGUGCCUCUGCUACCUGGAGCCCAAGGCGGCCUCCUUGAGCGCCUCCCUAGACAAUGACCCGAGUGACAGUUCAGAGGAAGAGACUGACAGUGAGCGAACGGACACCGCCGCGGAUGGAGAAACCACCGCCACCGAGAAUAGUCUGAUUAAGCGAAUAAAGGGUGAAAAUGUGUAUGUCAAACAUAGUAAUCUUAUGUUAGAGGAGCUAGAUAAAACUCAAGAUGAACUGAUGAAACAUCAGACCAACAUUAGCGAGCUGAAAAGAACCUUCUUAGAAACCUCAACAGACACUGCCGUAACGAAUGAGUGGGAAAAGAGGCUUUCUACCUCCCCAGUGCGACUGGCUGCCAGGCAGGAGGAUGCACCCAUGAUCGAGCCACUGGUACCCGAAGAGACCAAAGAAGAAAGAGAGAUUUCUGAAAAAGUUAUAUUUUUGCAGCAAGGAAGUGCUCCAUUCCUUGAGUCUCAGACUAAGCAGACUUCUGGUGAAAAGCUCAUGGAUGGCUCUGAAAUCUUCAGUUUAUUAGAGUCUGCGCGAAAACCAACAGAAUUCAUAGGAGGGGUUACUUCUACUUCUCAAAGCUGGGUGCAGAAAGUGGAAACCAAGAUCGAGUCCAGUGAAACAGAGACAGAAACCACCCCACACCCCCAGCCACUCAGCACUGAGAAGGUGGUGCAGGAAACUGUGUUGGUGGAGGAGAGGCGUGUGAUGAACGUGCACGCGAGUGGGGAUGCUUCUUACACAGCUGGGGAAGAUGCAGAUGCUCCAGCGCAGCCCAUACCUACUGAAGCAGUCAGUGUGAAAGAGAAGGAAGGCUCUGCUGUGACGGAGGGGUCCAAAGAGGAAAGACAGGAAGAGUCUGCUAAGGCUGGAUCUGAGCAAGAAGAAACAGCCCGUGCUUCCCAGGAGCAAGAAGAGGAGCAGGGUGCAGCCACCCAGGUUUCUGAAACUUCAGAACAAAAACCUCAUUUUGAGUCAUCAACUGUGAAGAUGGAAACCAUCAGUUAUGGCAGUGUUCCCACAGGAGGAGUAAAGCUAGAAGUUUCUACCAAGGAAGUGCCAGUAGUUCACACAGAAACAAAAACCAUCACAUAUGAAUCAUCACAGGUGGAUCCUGGGGCUGAUCUGGAGCCAGGUGUGCUGAUGAGCGCACAGACAAUCACAUCGGAAACCACCAGUACCACCACCACCACGCACAUCACCAAAACUGUGAAAGGAGGCAUUUCAGAGACGAGAAUUGAGAAGCGAAUAGUCAUCACAGGAGAUGCGGACAUUGACCAUGACCAGGCUCUGGCUCAGGCAAUUAAAGAGGCCAAAGAGCAGCACCCUGACAUGUCAGUGACCAAAGUAGUGGUCCAUAAAGAGACAGAGAUCACACCAGAAGAUGGAGAGGAUUGACCAGAGGAAUAAUUUAGCUUGCACAUGAAUCCAGUCAUGCAAACCAUUAGGAAAACCAGAGCCUAUAUGGAGUUCCCUCUUCUAACCCAACUGACUUGUAUCUGUCCGUGGAAAAUUCCAAUCCAGAAGAAUUGACCUUGACUAUUAAUAAAGACACUGGCAGAGAGAUCUUCCCAUAAUAAAGCAAUCCGAAUCAGCAUCACUAAACUGAUAUUGCAUGAAGCAACGAUAAAAUUACAAAAGAGCAGCAUUUUUAAUUUUCACAAAAUCAUCUCAGUUUCCAGCUCUACCUGCACGUUCCAUAACCAACAAUAUAAACCGUGAUCUCAUGUAACACACACACAAAAAAACAACCCAUACCUUUCAUAGUUUAUUAUUAUUAAAGUCUCAACAAAACUGCAAUUUCCUAGGUGACAAAUCUUUUGUUUACAGAUAAAUGAAGAUUACCCUAAAAUGCUAGAAGCUGUCUAGGUCCAGUGUGUCGGACUGAUCUCAGAUUAGAUGUGCCAAUAACCGAGUUUAUUCAGUAAACAACUUGAAUCUUGUACUUGUUUCAUCUGUUCUUAUUAUUAUCAUCCAUACACAGUAAUGACUCUCUGACCCUCUGGAAAUAUUUAAUGCUUACAAUCUUGCUUUGUGUAUCUCACUUAAUUUGUUAAAAGGUAGUACUGAUUUUAGCAUAUCAUUCAUGUGAUUUCUUUCUUGUUGUUAAUAUUGUUCACUUCGGUCUGCAUUUGAUCUGGAAAGCUCCCCAGAGUUCUCCAGCAAGACCCAAAUAUGUAAAUUGUCAUUGUUUGGGGGAAGAAAACCUGUGUUUUUGUUAGUUUACAAUAUUAUGAAAUUUCACUCCAGGACAACCUGUUGGACUUCUAUUGCUUUGUGUUUUUUCUUUGUUUCUUUUUUUCCUUGUAUUUUUCCAUUGAUUUUUUUUUUCUUUGACGUGAAGUGUUUUGUUUCCAAAUCUGGUCCAUAUUUACAAUCUAGUUCAGAGCCAAGCCUUAAACUGUACAGAAUUUCCACUGUAAUUAAAAUUAUUGAGUGUUUAGUUAUAAAUAGCCUUCAAAAAGAUAUAUUCUCCACCACACUGUCCACGCAUCACAGUCCAUGGUGAAUGGUGUUUCUGCAUAGUGAAAUAAAAAUGGCAAACGCA